Molecule: messenger RNA, 2286 nt
Organism: Vanderwaltozyma polyspora DSM 70294
Lineage: Eukaryota; Fungi; Ascomycota; Saccharomycetes; Saccharomycetales; Saccharomycetaceae
Gene: SAC7
Product: GTPase-activating protein SAC7
Exons: 1
Coding region: 1-2286 (761 amino acids)
Biological process (GO): signal transduction; regulation of fungal-type cell wall organization; activation of GTPase activity
Cellular component (GO): cell cortex
Molecular function (GO): GTPase activator activity
Source: RefSeq, a predicted model, not a curated record
AUGCCCACCUUCUGGAAAAACUUUCCUGGGAACCCGAAGAGCACUGCUACUGACCCCCUUCCUUCUUCGAAGCAUCGUACAAUCAUGACUUCAAAUACCAAAUCUAAUAAUACAAAUUCAAAUGUUUCUAAUAAUAGUAAUAGCGAACAGCAAAAUGUUAAACAAACUAAUUUAAAGAGACCUGGAUUACCAUCCAAGUCCCAUUCAUAUUCAAACCCGCCAUUCAAAUCUAAAAUGGCAUCCGGUAGAUCUAGUACUGAUGAUUACAGAGAUUUUAGAAAUAAGUUUCUAUCUAACAACUACGAUUUCACAGGUAGAGUAUUUGGGGUAUCUUUAAAGCAGUCGUUGAGUACAGCAAGCACUGAUGUGAUGGUCCAUAGUGAAUCUAUUGGUUUCGGUAAGAUUCCAAUAGUUGUAGCCAAAUGUGGUGCUUAUUUGAAGGCAAAUGCGUUAGAAACUCCUGGAAUUUUCAGAAUUACAGGUAGCACUAAACGUGUGAAAGAAUUACAGCAUAUAUUUUCUACCUCUCCUGAUUAUGGUAUGAAAUUUAAUGAAUGGGAUGCAUUUGCUGUUCAUGACUAUGCUUCAUUAUUGAGAAGGUUUCUUAAUAAUUUAGAAGAACCUUUAAUUCCUUUAUCUAUGUAUGACAAAUUUAGAGAUCCCUUAAAGUCAAGACCUAGAAUACUGAAACAUUUAACCAAAAAGGCAAUGGAGCAUCCAACUGCAGGGAUUGAAAAUAAAGUAAUAAAUCAAUCAGAAACAACUAAAGUAUUCAACCGAAAUAAUACUCAUAGUAAUGAAGACAAAGAGGAUAGCGGAGGUAUAGAAAAAGAACAACCGCAACUUAAUCAAGAAAUAAAUGACGAAGAUCAUGUUAUUGAUACAACUGAUCUUAUAAAAGCUGAAGAGUCAAGAAGAAGAGCUAAGCAUGGAAAGAAAAAAUUGACAAACGAUAUCCGUUCUGCUCUAAAAGAGUAUGAACAACUUUUUAUUGAUUUAAAUGAUGACUCAAGACACUUAACUUUGUACUUGCUGGAUAUGUUAACUCUAUUUGAUAGAAGAUCAGAUAUCAAUUUGAUGACAGGGCAUAACUUAUCAGCAAUUUUUCAACCGUCUAUGUUAUCGCAUCCUAAUCAUGAUAUGGAUCCAAAAGAAUACGAAUUAUCACGAUUAGUUCUAGAAUUUUUAAUCGAAUACUCGUAUAAACUGGUACCGUUCAUGUUGAAUGUUGCUAGACCAAAUCAAACUGCAAAAAUUGAAAAUCCAAAUAGAAGAUCUUUGCUUUCUAUACCCACAGAUUUUCCAGAUGAUGAGGAUGAACUUUCUUCAAAACCUAUGAUUGUUGCAAGUAGUAUAGAUGAAUCUGUUAAAGUAUUUCCUAAAAAAAUAUCUGAUACAACAGAAACAGCAUCAAAUUCAUCAUUACCGAUUAAUAAUAGAAUUGAAAAUAAGGGCAUGACACCAGAUAGAUAUAAAAAUUCUAUACCAGUUAAUGAAUAUAGAAAUAUGAAUGUUAAUUUGUUAACGAUACCGACACAUGGAAGACCACAUUCGAAAUCUAUCGGUUCAGCCUCUGUUCCACAAGAUGUUAUACCAAGUAAUAAACGUAGAUCUAAAUUUUUAAGUUGGAUUCAUAAGCCUAAUCUAAUGAGUGACUCUGGUGAAUUUAGUGUAACUGAGGAAGAUGGUGAAUUAUCAUUCGAUGACUGUGACAUGAGUAUAAAUAGCAUUUCUCCUAAUUCUGUUACUACACCUCAAAGUUUUCAUAAUCACACUAAACAGAGAAUUUCAAGCCGUAACAGCAGUAAUUAUUCUAUAAAUAUGCGUCCGUUCUCAAUGGUGAUUAGUACUGUCAAUAAGUCAAACGAUGAACUGAACCAUCUAUCACACAGUAACUCCAAUAUUGAGGGAAAACCUUCCACCUUAGGAGGUGUGGAUCCUUCACCAUCAUCUUCACCAACGUCUGUAUUAAAUUCUGCUCCUCCUAAGAUUAAAGUCGUUGAUGAAAAUUGUGAUGAACAAGAAUAUACAACUGCCAAGGUACCAAUGGUGAGACAAUCCUCUGAUAAUGUUAUGAUGAAUGUUGCACCAACAAAUAAGAAACCACAGAUGAGAGCUCAUAGUAGUUUAAAGGUUGAUAAUAAAGAUAAAAGGAAAUCUUUUACUUCAAGUCUGAAGAUUACACCAGAUGUGAGGAGGAAAUCAACAUCUGCUAAUGCUUCAGAAAGAGAAGCCAAAUCCAAAAAGAGGCAAUCUUGGUUUGGCCGUUUAAUCAAUCCAUCAUGA